Molecule: messenger RNA, 1656 nt
Organism: Pseudomassariella vexata
Lineage: Eukaryota; Fungi; Ascomycota; Sordariomycetes; Amphisphaeriales; Pseudomassariaceae
Exons: 1
Coding region: 165-1400 (411 amino acids)
Biological process (GO): protein folding
Molecular function (GO): Hsp90 protein binding
Source: RefSeq, a predicted model, not a curated record
ACUCAAAGAACCCAUCUCAGAUGAGAGGCAGCUACCACGAGAAAUUCCGGCAAGGGCACAAACAUAAUUUGAACUGAAGGAAUAAAGGAGAACAGCUCGAGGCCAUUAACACAUCGUCGCCGACAGUUCUUGAGGAUCGCACUGUUCCGUCACAUAUCGCCACAAUGCACAUUGAAGAAAUCACGGACGAAAUGGCCGAACGGCUCAAGGUCUCAUCACAGUCCCCAGACGAACCAUCUUCAAAGUCACAGGAUGCGGCCGCGGCAAAAGCUCCCGAACUCCCUCCAGCUCUGGCGGCGACCAGCAACAAGACAGUGGACGAGGUGCUUGCCGAUCUCAACAAGUCGCCUCUUUUCAUGACUGAGCUCGAGGAAAAUGAUGACACGGAGGCCCUCAAGGCCCUUGCGUAUGAGGGCACACCGCUCGAGGUCGGGUCUGAAUUCAAGGAACGUGGAAAUGAAUGCUUCAAGGAGAAGGACUGGACCAACGCCAAGGAAUUCUAUACCAAGGGCGUUCUCGUGCUCGCUGCCGAAGAGCGGAAGCGCGCCAAGCCGGGUGAGCAGACCACUACCACCGCUGCAGAAGAGGAGACACCCGAAGACGAAGUCGAGAAGCAGCGAGCCGUAAUGGAGACGCUGUACGUGAACCGAGCAGCCUGUCACCUGGAACUGAAGAACUAUCGCAGCUGCACAAUCGACUGCGCAUCAGCGCUCCGGAUCAAUCCCCGGAACAUCAAAGCCUUCUACCGGUCCGCAAAGGCGCUUUUGGCCGUAAACCGGAUUGAGGAAGCGGACGAUGCCUGCGCUCGGGGUCUGGCCAUCAAUGAAAACAACGCGGCGCUACGGGCCGUUGCGCAAGACAUCAUCAAGAAGAAUGAGCAGAUUGGCGCGAAGCAGCGGAAGGAAAAUGAGCGCCUAGCCAAAGAAAAGAGGAGAGAGCUUCUGCUUAGGGCGGCGCUGCAUGCUAGGGGGAUCAAGACGAGGAAGACGGCGCAGCCGCCUGAGAUGGACGGUGUGGGGAUGCAGCUGGUGCCGGACCCGGAUGAUCCGAAGAGCUCGUUGAGUUUCCCGACUGUGUUGCUGUAUCCGCAGGACUUGGAGAGCGACUUCAUCAAGGCGUUUAACGAAACGGAGUCGCUGGUGGAUCAUUUGGGGUAUAUAUUGCCACUGCCUUGGGAUAAGAAGGGGGAGUAUACUUUGGCUAAGGUGGAAUGUUACAUGGACACAUUGAGUGGUGGGCUCAUUAAGGUCGGCAAGAAGGUCCCGUUAUUGAAGAUCCUUUCUUCGGGGAACGUCGAGGUGGUGGAUCAAGUGAUAAGGCUCUAUAUACUUCCCAAAGCCAAGGCAGAGAGUUGGGCUCAGGAGUACAAGAGGAAGAAGGCUGAGGCUCAGAGCGGUUGAAUAUGGAUAUACUUAGAUAAAUAAAGCAAAAGAAGAGAAAUAAGCAUAAAAAGAACAAGAGGAAGAGAAGAGAAAGGAAAGAAGCCAUCUUUGACGAGAAAGCUGGAUGGAUACCAAGAUUGGAAUCCCUCCUAACGUGAAGGUUUCUGUGGUAAUGUGUGAUGAAUAUCUGGGUAUUGUGAAUUUUGAUAACAAGCGGCAUAUGUAAGUUUAUCUAAAAUAAUGGUCUAUCUUGGAACGAUGAAGACCAAAGGGU